This is a messenger RNA of Coregonus sp. 'balchen', 8075 nucleotides long. The record is from the annotation of a GenBank genome assembly. NCBI's taxonomy places the organism in Eukaryota, Metazoa, Chordata, Actinopteri, Salmoniformes, Salmonidae.
GUGCAGGUUACGGUUGUUUCGUGCGUGUCGGAAUGAAGUCUAUUCAAAUCUUACUAUCCACUGCACUUACUUUCCUUCUCUCUGGACUUUCCAUGACCACCGCCUGCAACAAGGCUCUCUGUGCCAGUGAUGUCAGCAAGUGCCUCAUUCAGGUAAGAAGGCUUAGUACGUUUUUGAAAAGGCAUUUGGUUUAGGUAAACUUUUCUCAAUAAUAAACAUUUUCAGUUACUAAAUCACUUUGAGAUAACUCUAUGCAAUUUCUAUAAGGGAUCUAUCAUCUGUCUUUUCAGAGUAAAGUGCCACUGCCAUACAGUGUUAUGCCAAUAUUUUAUUCCUUGGAGUUCAAAUAAGACUUGAUGAACCUCCCACUAUGCAUUUCCACUGUGUGUAUGUCAUUUUACAUUAACCUAAAAUCUCUGCCAUGGUCACUGUAUUCUCUCUGUCCUGGAAACAUGCAUACAACCAUGACAGUACCUGUAAACUAAAUAAACCCUUCUGAGAACACUCAACUAACAAAGGGGAGAUACUAAAAAUGGACUCUGAAGUUGGCAGGGCUACAAUCAAGCGCAGGUUUUAAAUUUACAGCCCAGUGUCUUCAAAGGAUGUAGCCUAGUCUACCUUGGCUGUACAUGUGAUGGCCAAUGGAGAUUAAUAUCUGUAUACCUUCCAUGGUUACUGUUGCAGUCACAAUUACACUUGACUGUGGGCUCAGUUAGCUCCAUCCCUGUGCACAUCUGGAAUUUGACCUCUGCUCUCCAUUUGAACUGCCCUCCCAGCUGCACUGGAGGAGUCACAAAACAGGCAGCUGGAGGUCGGCCCACUCCUCAAGCAUAUGCAGUUACACACACACACACACCCGUAGUGAUUUCUAAAUAGGGACAGGAUAUUAUGUAUGGUUUAUUUUCUUGUGUUUGUGUCAACCAUGACGUGCUCAAUACACACCAAGAUAAAUAAAUCAUGUUACGUUGUUUUGGCCCUCCUCAUGUAAAGCCAGACUGAGACUGUAUUGAAAGAAUGUUUACACAAGUUUGCACAACAUGAUAAAGGCUUAAAUGCAUACAAGAUAUAUGUAAAUGUGUGCAACCUUCGCACUGUCUAUUGCUGAAUUUCUCUCUUGUGAGUUAUGCACUUAUGUAUAUCAGUCAUGCCACAUACAUAAAAUGUGUCCAUGUUAUAAUAUAUAUUGUGUUUUGUGAUGUACAGGAGCUGUGUCAGUGCAGGCCCUCAGAUGGGAACUGCUCGUGCUGUAAGGAGUGUAUGCUCUGUCUGGGCACACUGUGGGAGGAGUGCUGUGACUGUGUGGGUAGGUGCCAGAGGUGUGGACUCGAGUCUGACUCAUGUCACAAAUUUGAUGACUUGAGACUCGACAUGAUAGAAAAUAAAAUAACUUGAGACUUAAGUUGGAGCCUCAAGGCUCGGGACUCGACUUGAGACUGAUGACUUGAAAUUCUGGCCAGGUUUUGUCACUCAUUUUGUGGCACAGUCUCUCUGUGGAUUACUCUCCACACAGCCAGAGACAGUAGCUGCAGGCAUCACACUUGACCCCCAAAAGAGUUUGAGAGGAUUGCCAUAAAUAUACAGCUCCAAAAAUUGUUUGGUGAUCAAGAAUAUUAACUGUUUACUUUGCAAGCUCACCAGCAAUGGGGCAUCAUGCAACAAUUACUAGCAUAGCUCUUUUUUAAGUAAAAAUUGCUUGAAAUUGAUCUUAUGAAGCUUGCAUUUGGAAUUAGUAGUUAAAAUUAAUUAUUACAUAACCAAAAUGUUGUAGACAAAAUAAUGAAAAGGGCUGUAUGGUUCCUCAAUAAAUAGACACAGAUUUGUAGUUGAUGUCAUUGCAUGCCUUGAUUUUUAUUUAUUUUUUACUUGACUUGAAAUAACUUGACUCAGCUCGUCUUGACUUGCUCUUAAAAUGCAUGACUUGGACUUGACUUGAGACUUGGACCUUUUGACUCGAGACUUGCUUGUGACUUGAAUAAUAGUGACUUGGUCCCACCUCUGGUUGGUGCCAUGGACUAGGUGCACAUUGAAAAGGACAAAUAAUAACCAGUGUCAGAAUGGAUUAAUGAGGAUGGGUAUUUGGUUUUUGAAUCAUAUCGAGCUCCUCCAAAUCCUUCCUUCCUUUAUUCACUGAUUGUUCAAGGUAGUGCACCCAUCCUAUUUUACAAGUGCAGUGCAGUGAAUGUUGAGUAUCAAAUGAACAAAUAGGAGAAUAGUGGUUUACUGAUGAUCAGUAAUUUAUUGUAAUAAAUUAUUUGAUUUAUUUACCAAUUAUCAACUUGCUCCCUGCAUCCCCUCACACAGGGAUGUGUAACCCCAGGAACUACAGCGACACUCCGGCUACCUCCAAGAGCACGGUGGAGGAACUCUACCGACCCAUCCCCUCACUGUUCCGCGCCCUUACAGAGGGCGAAGCACCCAUCAACAUGAUGGUAGUAUCCUUCCCCGUGGCCGAGGAACUAUCUUACCACGAGAACCUGGUGUCUUUCCUGAAAACAAUGGAGGACCAGCACCAAAAUGUCUCCCUGCCCGGGAACAGUAUCCACGCCAGCUACGAUAACACCCAAAGUACUGCAGGUAGAGAGGGAUGAGAGGGUUGAAUUAUGGGGAUACUCAUAGCUGCUGGGUACUACUUCCAUAAUAAGAGAGUAAAUGGAGCGUAGGCACAUCAUACAGUCUUGCACAGAUGCCUUUUAUCAAAGUAUUAGUUCAUCAGAAAAACUCAGAUUCUACACGUUUAGCAUUACAUUUACAUUACAUUUUAGUCAUUUAGCAGACGCUCUUAUCCAGAGCGACUUACAGGAGCAAAUUAGGGUUAAGUGCCUUGCUCAAGGGCACAUUUACGUCAUUUAGCAGACGCUCUAGUCCAGAGCGACUCACAAAUUGAUGCAUUCACCCUAUAGCCAGUGGGAUAACCACUUUACACAUUUUUUUUUGGGGGGGGGGGGUAGAAGGAUUACUUUAUCCUAUCCCAGGUAUUCCUUAAAGAGGUGGGGUUUCAAAUGUCUCCGCAUUUGUAGCAAAAAUCCCAUUUAAGUCAUGGGACCGAUAUUGUCAUUUUUCACGCAUCAUGUCCAAAUCAUCCAAAAGUAUCUAUUGUGAAGCUCAACAAAGUCCCAUACAGUGCUUUCGGAAAGUAUUCAGACACCUUUACUUUUUCCACAAUUUGUUACGUUAGACUUAUUUUGAAAUUGAUUAAAUAAAACAAAUUCCUCAAUCUACACACAAUACCCCAUAAUGACAAAGUUAAACUUUUUUUUUUUUUUUUUCAAACUUUAUAAGAAUGUAAAAACACAUACCUUAUUUACAUAAGUAUUCAGACCCUUUGCUAUGAGACUCAAUUGAGCUCAGGUGCAUCCUGUUUCCAUUGAUCAUCCUUGAUGUUUCUACAACUUGAUUGGAGUCCACCUGUGGUAAAUUCAAUUGAUUGGAUAUGAUUUGGAAAAGCACACGCCUUUCUAUAUAAAGGUCCCACAGUUGACAGUGCAAAAACCAAGCCAUGAGGUCGAAGGAAUUGUCCGUAGAGCUCCAAGACAGGAUUGUGUCGAGGCACAGAUCUGGGGAAGGGUACCAAAAAAUGUCUGCAGCAUUGAAGGUCCCCAAGAACACAGUGGCCUACAUAAUUCUUAAAUGGAAGAAGUUUGGAACCACCAAGACUCUUCCUAGAGCUGGCUGCCCAGCCAAACUGAGCAAUCGUGGGAGAAGGGCCUUGGUCAGGGAGGUGACCAAGAACCCGAUGGUCACUUUGAUAGAGUUCCUCUGUGGAGAUGGGAGAACCUUCCAAAAGGACAACCAUCUCUGCAGCACUCCACCAAACAGGCCUUUAUGGUAGUGGCCAGACGGAAGCCACUCCUCAGUAAAAGGCACAUGACAGCCCGCUUGGGAGUUUUCCAAAAGGCACCUAAAGACUCUGACCAUGAGAAACAAGGUCUGAAGGAAACCUUGCACCAUCCCUACGGUGAAGCAUGGUGGUGGCAGCAUCAUGCUUUGGGGAUGUUUUUCAGCGGCAGGAACUGGGAGACUAGUCAGGAUCGAGGCAAAGAUGAACGGAGAAAAGUACAGAGAGAUCUUUGAUGAAAACCUGCUCCAGAGUGCUCAGGACCUCAGACUGGGGUGAAGGUUCACCUUCCAACAGGACAACGACCCUAAGCACACAGCCAAGACAACACAGGAGUGGCUUAGGGACAAGUCUCUGAAUGUCCUUGAGUGGCCCAGCCAGAGCCCGGACUUGAACCCGAUCGAACACCUCUGGAGAGACCUGAAAAUAGCUGUGCAGCGACGCUCCCCAUCCAACCUGACAGAGCUUGAGAGGAUCGGCAGAGAAUAAUCAAUUUUUGAAUAAGGGUGUAACUCCUGAGUGGCGCAGUGGUCUAAGGCACUGCAUCGCAGUGCUAACUGUGCCACUAGAGAUCCUGGUUCGAAUCCAGGCUCUGUCGCAGCCGGCCGCGACCGGGAGACUCAUGGGCGGCGCACAAUUGGCCCAGCGUCGUCCAGGGUAGGGGAGGGAAUGGCCGGCAGGGAUGUAGCUCAGUUGAUAGAGCAUGGCGUUUGCAAUGCCAGGGUUGUGGGUUCGAUUCCCACGGGGGGCCAGUAUAAAACAUUAAAAAAAAAAAAAAAUGUAUUCACUAACUGUAAGUCGCUCUGGAUAAGAGCGUCUGCUAAAUGACUAAAAUGUAAUGUAAAUGUAACAUAACAAAAUGUGAAGAAAGUCAAGGGGUCUGAAUACUUUCCAAAGGCACUAUAGAUAACAUGCAAACAUUUUUUAUAAAAUCGAUCCCAUGACUUGAAUGGGAUUUGUGCCACAAAUGCUAAAAUUAAUUACUAUUAAAGAGAUUCUCUGGUACUUUUGUAUACUUUUUAGCCAGCAGUUCUGAAAGGAGCGCUCACAAGCCAAAAGUGGUCCCCGAAAAUUGCGUACUAUGUCACAUAUGUGGAGAUAUGUGCACCACGUCAUUGCUCUCUCUUGUUCUGCUGUGUGUGCAUCUUGCUAGUUGUCACUCAAAUGGUGAGGGGCUAAAGCUCAUUGGCUGGAACUCGAUUUGCUAGGGGGCUGGCCCACGUGGGGGAAAAUGGAGCUGUGCAGCUUCCAGUAAACAGUCGCUUUCACUAGGGAUUAUUGAGGUAAGACAGUAAUUCUGCUCAUAGAUUAUGACUGUAUGAACUACACAUUGACACAUCCAGCCCAAAGCGGGAGGUUUAAAAAAUACUUACUAGUCGCCAAAGUUACGGAGCAUGUCUUUAACCUGAGCAGAUUGGGCACCCUCAUAAGUGCUAAAGAUGUUAACUUUGGUCCAGCCCACAAUUUUAGGGAAACCCAAGGAGUCAAUGUAUAGCUCAAACCCCUGACAGGGUCCAUAUUGUUUUAGGAGAGGGAGGGCUAAGCUAUAAUGAACUCAUGGCUAAAGCUGCUUUGAGCUGAGCUUGGUGGCUAGACCCCUCCAUAAAAGCUUAUGAGAUCUUGGCCAUCUUUUGAUGGGUUUAGCGGGUAAACCAAGCAGCCCUGCAAAUUAUUAUGAGUAGAUUGCUACUGUUGCUGGCCUUGUGGACUUUCAUGUGCAUCCACUCCAUUUGUCCUCUCCUCAGCAACCAGUUCUAGUGAUUUGUAAUUGACUAAGAACUUGUGUGUGAGGCAGUGUCUAGACUUGACAGUUCAUAUUUAUGAUCAUGGAAUUUUGAACGCGUCAUGCGUCUACACAUACAUUUUAAAUACACUGCUCAAAAAAAUAAAGGGAACACUAAAAUAACACAUCCUAGAUCUGAAUGAAUGAAAUAAUCUUAUUAAAUACUUUUUUCUUUACAUAGUUGAAUGUGCUGACCACAAAAUCACACAUUAUCAAUGGAAAUCUAAUUUAUCAACACAUGGAGGUCUGGAUUUGGAGUCACCCUCAAAAUUAAAGUGGAAAACCACACUACAGGCUGAUCCAACUUUGAUGUAAUGUCCUUAAAACAAGUCAAAAUGAGGCUCAGUAGUGUGUGUGGCCUCCACGUGCCUGUAUGACCUCCCUACAAUGCCUGGGCAUGCUCCUGAUGAGGUGGCGGAUGGUCUCCUGAGGGAUCUCCUCCCAGACCUGGACUAAAGCAUCCGCCAACUCCUGGACAGUCUGUGGUGCAACGUGGCGUUGGUGGAUGGAGCGAGACAUGAUGUCCCAGAUGUGCUCAAUUGGAUUCAGGUCAGGGGAACGGGCGGGCCAGUCCAUAGCAUCAAUGCCUUCCUCUUGCAGGAACUGCUGACACACUCCAGCCACAUGAGGUCUAGCAUUGUCUUGCAUUAGGAGGAACCCAGGGCCAACCGCACCAGCAUAUGGUCUCACAAGGGGUCUGAGGAUGUCAUCUCGGUACCUAAAUGGCAGUCAGGCUACCUCUGGCGAGCACAUGGAGGGCUGUGCGGCCCCCCAAAGAAAUGCCACCCCACACCAUGACUGACCCACCGCCAAAUCGGUCAUGCUGGAGGAUGUUGCAGGCAGCAGAACGUUCUCCACGGCGUCUCCAGACUCUGUCACGUCUGUCACAUGUGCUCAGUGUGAACCUGCUUUCAUCUGUGAAGAGCACAGGGCGCCAGUGGCGAAUUUGCCAAUCUUGGUGUUCUCUGGCAAAUGCCAAACGUCCUGCACGGUGUUGGGCUGUAAGCACAACCCCCACCUGUGGACGUCGGGCCCUCAUACCACCCUCAUGGAGUCUGUUUCUGACCGUUUGAGCAGACACAUGCACAUUUGUGGCCUGCUGGAGGUCAUUUUGCAGGGCUCUGGCAGUGCUCCUCCUGCUCCUCCUUGCACAAAGGCGGAGGUAGCAGUCCUGCUGCUGGGUUGUUGCCCUCCUACGGCCUCCUCCACGUCUCCUGAUGUACUGGCCUGUCUCCUGGUAGCGCCUCCAUGCUCUGGACACUACGCUGACAGACACAGCAAACCUUCUUGCCACAGCUCGCAUUGAUGUGCCAUCCUGGAUGAGCUGCACUACCUGAGCCACUUGUGUGGGUUGUAGACUCCGUUUCAUGCUACCACUAGAGUGAAAGCACUGCCAGCAUUCAAAAGUGACCAAAACAUCAGCCAGGAAGCAUAGGAACUGAGAAGUGGUCUGUGGUCAUGACCUGCAAAACCAGUCCUUUAUUGGGGGUGUCUUGCUAAUUGCCUAUAAUUUCCACCUGUUGUCUAUUCCAUUAGCACAACAGCAUGUGAAAUGUAUUGUCAAUCAGUGUUGCUUCCUAAGUGGACAGUUUGAUUUCACAGAAGUGUGAUUGACUUGGAGUUACAUUGUGUUGUUUAAGUGUUCCCUUUUAUUUUUUUGAGCAGUGUAUGUCUACCGUGUCCACGGGACCGAGUUUGGGAAACACUGCUUUAGAGUACCUUCACAAGUGUUAAGUGAAGACUAAAAUAUGUAGCUUAAGCAUUUUUGCCUUAAACUUUUCAAAUGAAUAGUAGUGGUAAGAUUUGCCUGUUGUAUUGGCAUUCAAAGGCUUAUUUCUCCAAGUUUUUUCCCCUCCACAGAUAACAUGUGCACAGUGGUGUACUUUGACGACUGCGUGUCCAUCCGCCAGUGCAAGCAGUACUGCGAGUCCAUGGGGGGCUCCAAAUACCGCUGGUUCCACAAUGCCUGCUGUGAGUGCAUCGGCCCGGAGUGCCUCGACUACGGCAGCAAAACCGUCAAGUGCAUGAACUGCUUGUUCUGAUGGAAGCCAAUGGGACUGGCCACAUUAGGGUACUGUGCUCAAACUGCCACUAGGGGGAAUAUCUGGAGUAGCGUAUGGUGAAGGUUGACUGAGGAUGACUAGAGUGCCUUUGCCUAUUAUAACAAUGCUUCAGUAUUUUGAUGUAAAAUAUUAGCCCUUACGAAUUAUUUUCGCUCUUGAUGCUUUGUUUUUAUAUAUUUUCUAGGUUCUCUAGCAAAUUAGAAAUAUAUGGAUUGUGUUGUAUUUCCACGUAUUGUAAUGCUGUUGAAAGGGUCACUCAAUGCCAAAUAGAUUUUUAGUUGUUUAAAGAGAAGCGGUCAAAUGGAAAAUGAGUAAAUGCCAUUUGUAUAAUUGUUAUUUUAGGAAACGUCAUCCAUAUUCAAUCAAACUGAUAGCCAGCCUUUCCAUACAUCAU